AUGACAUCCCAAGCCUCACCAUCCUCCUCAUCCUCCUCCUCCGCUCCCUCCUCCUCUUCAGUCCCCCACCCCGAGCAGUCCUCAUCAUCGCCCUACCCCUUCGCCGCGGCGCCCGACAUCAUCCGCGCCCACCAAAAGGACGCCUACUUCACGGGCGUGCUGACCAACACCCUCGCCGAUCUCCACCGGCGCCUCCUCGGCGCCCGCUCCGCGCACGCCUGGGCCCCCGAGACCCGCACCGCCGCCGACGCCCUCUACCUCUGCCUGACGACGCUGCUCGGCAACCGCACCCUCGGCGAGGAGUACUGCGACCUAGUCCAGGUCCACGACGCCCGCUCCUCCUCCUCCCCCUCAGCAAACAGCGGGCCCGUCCUGCCCUCCCUCGCCCGCCGCGCCUCCUACAUCGCCUCCGCCGUCCUCCUCCCCCACCUCGCAGGCCGGCUCCUCCCGUCCCUCCGCGCCCGCCUCCGCGCCGCCCUCGAGGGCCGGCUCGCCGACCUCGCCCGGAGGGGGAAAUCCGCGAGCCCGACGUACCGCGCGGCGCGCUACCUCGCCGCCCACCUCUCGACCCUGACCUCGGGCGCGCCCUUCCACGCCGUCGCCCUCGCCGUCUUCUACUUCUCGGGCGCCUACUACUCCCUCGCCAAGCGCGCCACGGGCCUGCGCUACGUCUUCACCCGCCGCGUCGACCCCGAGGCCGGCGGCCGCGCCGGCUACGAGGUCCUCGGCGUGCUGCUCGUCUUCCAGCUCGCCGUGCAGGCCUACAUGCACGUCCGCGCCGUCGCCGCCUCCUCCUCCGACCCGUCCUCGUCCUCGUCGUCAGAGCGCGUCGCCGAGGUCGAGGCCGCCGUGCGCGAGCGCCUCUCCCGCGACAGGCGGCCCGUCGAGGUCUCCCUCGACCACGAGCACUCGUACCUCUCCAACAACGACCUGCUGCUCGACAACGCCACCGCACAACAGUCGGGCAGCACGAGCAGGCUCGACGUCGCGGCCGUCACGCACACGCCCGUGCCGCCCGGCGGCCGCGCGCGCUACGACCUCGCCUCCGCCGCCGUGAUGCGCUGGGUCAAGGGCUCGUCGCAGCGCAAGUGCACGCUGUGCCUCGAGCCCCUGCGCGACCCGGCCGCCACGCAGUGCGGCCACGUCUUCUGCUGGGUCUGCAUCGGCGACUGGGUGCGCGAGAAGCCCGAGUGCCCGCUGUGCCGGCGCGAGGCGCUGGUGCAGCACAUACUGCCGCUGAGGGCGGCCGGGUGA
Thyridium curvatum is the source of this 1254-nucleotide messenger RNA. RefSeq lists its product as uncharacterized. Bases 1 to 1254 code for a protein of 417 amino acids. Gene Ontology annotation, biological process: protein import into peroxisome matrix. Gene Ontology annotation, cellular component: peroxisomal membrane. The transcript has a single exon. Gene Ontology annotation, molecular function: zinc ion binding. Lineage: Eukaryota; Fungi; Ascomycota; Sordariomycetes; Thyridiales; Thyridiaceae. The record is from RefSeq and is a predicted model, not a curated record.